Octopus bimaculoides (California two-spot octopus) is the source of this 2544-nucleotide messenger RNA. RefSeq lists its product as uncharacterized. The record is from RefSeq and is a predicted model, not a curated record. NCBI's taxonomy places the organism in Eukaryota, Metazoa, Mollusca, Cephalopoda, Octopoda, Octopodidae.
CUGGUUGAACUUUUCUUGGCUUCCAACUCCAACCUCUUCCAAAUCAGCGAACAUUUCAAUCAGAAGUUCCUUGUAACUAAAAUUGAAAAUCGAAGAGCGUGAACCUCAGUUCAAAUUGAAACAGUUAUGGUGGCCAAUAAUAUAAGAUUUAUUACUGGUUCUUCGGAGACAUAUUUUUGCACCAAGUUCAUGCAGAUGCUGUACAGCUAGUGAAAGAAACCAACCAACCAAUCAAUCCCAAAUACAUAAAGCAGUCUGGUGUAGCAUUUUUUAAAGCAGUUGUUUUGUCAAACCUAUGCAAGGGCCUGUGUUAUGUGGAUGUCGGAGCCGUUUUUAACAGAUAUCAAUGUUGCUCGGGUUAACAACUUCUCUCUAUCCACAAUCCCGCUGAUUGCCACACCCGAUUGGCGAAACGUAUCAGACAUCUGGUGGUGGUCCUGGAAUGUCCAUGUCUAUACAGUUGCCCUCCUCUUUUACCUGCUCUCUACCUUCUGCAUACUAUCGUUGUUCCGUGGACGUAAGAGACUCAAAAAGAAAACAUUUGGAGUCACUCUUUCCAUUCUCUUUGCCAUUGGUAUAUUCAGGGGAAGCUAUUUUGUACUGGAUCCAUACGGAAGUAACAAUCUGCUUCCUGUUGUGUUUAGACAACUUCUAUUUGAUAUCACUUAUCCAUGCCUUACGACAUCUUAUAGUCUUGUCCAAAUAAUGAUUUUGAGGAUCACCAAGGUGGAUGUAGGACCAACACGAAUUGUAAACAAGCAAUUCUUUUUAUUUGUUACAACAUUUUACUUUGUAUGUCUCACUGUAGUUGACAUUUCAACAGGGAUCCACCAUGACCUGCGACUCCUCCUUUUACUACCCAAUGCUUUCUUCAUCAUUUGGUCCAUUUAUCUGAGCGUCACAUUUAUAUACAAUGGUUUCAAACUGACCCAUUAUGUUGCUGAGAUUAAGAAGGCCAGGAAAGAGCUGAGUUCUUACAGUUUAGCAAAACGAUCUUGUAGCCAAGAAAACAUGCUGUCACGGUCAGCAACAACUCAACGCUUAACAAAACCACAGAUACGCAUCACUGAUGAAGACAACCAGACUUACAGUAUCGUUAGCGAAGAUGAGUCUACCAUGUCUGAUUUAAAUGAAUUGGCUAUUUUCAGUCCAGCUACAAACAAGGAGCUAAAAACAAUGAGUGCUAAAGUAGGUUCCCUGUUGGACAGUCGGUUACUGUUGAAGGCUCAGACAGCUGACUUCCAGCUCUUAGCUGAGGACUCGGUUGCAACAGAAACAACUCUUGCUGAUUCCACCUGUCAGGAGUUAAAUGAUGCAAAAAAUGGGGAUUUCGUGAAUUUACAAUACUUAAUGAAUGAGAACUGUUCAAUGCUUCACAACAGUGACCUCUAUUUAGAGGAGACACUGGAUGAAACAGAAUUCAAAGAGAGGAGGAAUUCAGUCAGGUCAAACUGGUGCAAUAUUUCGGCAAUUCUACCACACACAACAACAUCAACAGACAUCACAGAUUGUGAUGAAAGUUAUUUGGUAGACAACGGCUACAUGGCAGAUACAGAAGUACCAACGUCUUGUCCUAGAAGUAAAAAACAUAAAAACAAACGCAAAUGUUCAGUUGACCCAUCGGAAUCACGGGACGCUGAUAGCCUGGAGACGCCUCUAUCGAUAGCCACGUCUUGGCACCCUAAACUCAUGGUUUCAAGCCCAUCAACACUGAGUUUACAUCGUAUUCGUCAGAGCAGGAUGCUUCACCGUGUGAUGAGGCUCACAUACAACACAACAUUCUUGCUUAUUGUCGCGUGUCUUUUUCAGCUUUACUCAUUAUUUGGGAUCUAUGGAUUAUUUUCACGAAUAGCCAAUCCUGAUCCAUGGCCCUGGCUUGUUUUUCAAACAUUUUACAGGUUCACUGAACUUGGAAUGUCUUUGUCGAUGACCACUGCAGUUUAUCUGAUUGUCUCCUACAAAUGCCGGACAUCAGCCAAUAGGAAACCUCGAUACAGAGUCUUUCAAUCGGUCGAAAAUGGUGCAGCAACAACAGCAGCAGAGAGAAACACUGUCACGUGAGCUGUUUGUGUCACAUGACAAGAGCAUCUUGGACAGCUCUUGUUUUACUUACACACACACACACAUGCACACACACGUAUAUGCAUAGAUGUACCACGUGCACACAAAUACACAUAUAUUCACACACAUGUAAACAUCAACUCAUAUACAUUACAAAUACACCUAUACACACAUAAUGGGUGUAGUUACAUCUGUAUGGUUAAGAAGUUUGUUCUACGACUACAUGAUUUCAGGUUCAAUCCCUGAGCAAAUUCGUCUUCUACAAUGUCAUAACUGUGUUCCAAACCAAUGUGCCCUUGUCAACUACAUUACUGGACAUUGAUGUCAAGUACUUUUUUUUUUGUAGCCCAGUCAUUUGCGUCUUGCUGUAUUUACCACAUUUGAUGGCAUAAAAGAGACACAUGGGUAUAUUAGAUGCACCCCACUUUCAGCUGUGCAUAUUCAGGAAAAAGUUUUAGUGUAUUAAAGCAUAUGAUAUUUAAA